Molecule: messenger RNA, 696 nt
Organism: Myotis lucifugus (little brown bat)
Lineage: Eukaryota; Metazoa; Chordata; Mammalia; Chiroptera; Vespertilionidae
Gene: PRL
Product: prolactin
Biological process (GO): mammary gland development; response to nutrient levels; positive regulation of cell population proliferation
Cellular component (GO): extracellular region
Molecular function (GO): hormone activity; prolactin receptor binding
Source: RefSeq, a predicted model, not a curated record
AUGGACAACAAAGGGUUGUCACUGACAGGGCCGUUCCUGCUGGUGCUGGUGCUGGUGUCAAGCCUGCUCCUCUGCAAGAAUGUGGCCUCCAUGCCCCCCUGUCCCAGCGCUGUCAACUGCGAAGUGGCCCUCGGAGACCUGUUUGAUCAUGCAGUCAUCCUAUCUCACUACAUCCAUAACCUCUCCUCUGAAAUGUUCAGUGAGUUUAAUAAACAGUAUGCCCAGGACAGGUGGUUCUUUACCAGGGCCAUCAAUGGCUGCCACACUUCUUCAAUCCCUACCCCCGAAGACAAGGAGCAAGCCCAAAAUAUGCAUCACGAAGACCUUCUGAACCUGGUCCUCAGAGUGCUGAGCUCCUGGAAUGAGCCUCUGUAUCAUCUAGUCACGGAAGUGCGUGCUAUACAAGAAGCCCCUGAAACCCCGAAUGGCAUCCUAUCAAGAGCCAUAGAGAUCGAGGACCGUAACAAACAGCUUCUAGAGGGCAUGGAGAAGAUAAUCAACCGGGUUCAACAUGGAGUCAGAAGAAUUGAGGCCCCCUCUCCCUGGUUGGGACUUCCAUUUCUGCAAGAGGCCGAUAAAGACACUCGCCUUUUUGCUUUGUAUGAGCUGAUCCAUUGCCUACGCAGGGAUUCGCAUAAGAUUGACAACUAUCUCAAGCUCCUGAAGUGCCGAAUCAUCUACGAUAGCAACUGCUAA